AUGGUUGAUUAUUUGUUGUUUGAAGAGGCCGCGGGUUAUGCUCUGUUCAAGGUUGUUCUUCAGCCCGAAGAUAUUGGAGCCCGUUUGAAGGAGGUCCAGCAGGCUGCCAGUGAUUUGGGCAAGUUCAGCAAGCUUGUUCAGGUGGUUUCGUUUGUUCCUUUCAAGGGAGCAGCCCAUGCUUUGGAGAAUGCUAACGAUAUUUCCGAGGGUAUUGUCAAUGACUAUUUGAAGGCUCUUUUAGAGCAGAAUCUUCCUAAGCCCUCGAAGAAGAACAAGAUUGUUCUGGGUAUUUCUGAUAAGAACUUGGGUCAAAGUAUCAAGGAUGCUAUUCCUGGUAUCGAGUGUGAAUCCAGUGAGGUGGUUCAUGAUUUGUUGCGUGGAUUAAGAUUCCAUGGUCCCAAGCUUCUCAAGGAGCUUGAAGAUGGCGAUUUAGAGAGAGCUCAGCUUGGUUUGGGUCACGCUUACUCUCGUGGUAAGGUCAAGUUUUCGGUCAACAAGAACGAUAACCACAUCAUUCAAGCCAUUGCUUUGUUAGAUCAACUGGAUAAGGAUAUUAACACAUUCUCCAUGAGAGUCAAAGAAUGGUACUCUUGGCACUUCCCCGAGUUGGCCAAGAUUGUCAGCGACAAUUACUUGUUUGCCAAAUUAGCUCUGGUUAUCAAGGAUAAGAACUCUUUAGUGAUUUCCUUGGAUGAAGAGGCCGAAUUGGAGGAGAAGAAGCACGAACUUGCUGCCAUUGUUAAGGAUGAUGAGGCUAUUGCCCAGCAAAUCCUCGACGCCGCUCGUAUCUCUAUGGGCCAAGAUAUCUCUGAAACCGAUAUGGAGAACGUCAUUACUUUUGCCGAAAGAGUUGUCAACAUCACUGAAUACAGAACCAAGCUGUUUGCUUACUUGACCGAAAAAAUGCAUACUGUAGCCCCCAACUUGUCGGAGCUCAUUGGUGAGGUGGUUGGAGCCCGUCUUAUUUCGCACGCCGGUUCUUUGACCAACUUGUCUAAAUACCCUGCUUCUACUGUUCAGAUUCUUGGUGCCGAGAAGGCGCUUUUCCGUGCACUUAAGACUAAGGGUAACACCCCUAAGUACGGACUUAUCUACCACUCGUCGUUCAUUGGCCGUGCUGGUAUGAAGAACAAGGGCCGAAUCUCGAGAUUCCUGGCCAAUAAGUGUACUAUUGCCUCGAGAAUCGACUCGUUUGCCGAGAACCCAUCGACCACGUUUGGUCAAAUCCUGAAACAACAGGUCGAGGAGAGACUCAACUUCUUCGACACUGGAGUUGCUCCCACCAAGAACGCCGAUGCCAUGAAGCAAGCCAUGGACAAGGUACUGGCAAACGUCAAGGUUGACGGCAUGGACAUCGAUAUCGACGACGAAGAAGACGACUCCGACAACGAGGCCGACCAGUCCACCGUGUCCGUUUCCUCCAAGAAAGAGAAGAAGGACAAGAAAGACAAGAAGGAAAAGAAGGACAAGAAGGAGAAGAAAGAAAAGAAAGAGAAGAAGGACAAAAAGAGAUCCAAGGACGACGAUGGCGAGUCUCCAAAAAAGAAGAAGAAGUCCAAGGCCUAA
Sugiyamaella lignohabitans is the source of this 1566-nucleotide messenger RNA. RefSeq names its product snoRNP complex protein NOP56 (gene NOP56). The transcript has a single exon. Gene Ontology annotation, cellular component: small-subunit processome; box C/D methylation guide snoRNP complex. The record is from RefSeq and is a predicted model, not a curated record. Bases 1 to 1566 code for a protein of 521 amino acids. Lineage: Eukaryota; Fungi; Ascomycota; Dipodascomycetes; Dipodascales; Trichomonascaceae. Gene Ontology annotation, molecular function: snoRNA binding.